Messenger RNA from Eremomyces bilateralis CBS 781.70, 1501 nucleotides. RefSeq lists its product as uncharacterized. The transcript has a single exon. Gene Ontology annotation, cellular component: nucleus. The coding region runs from base 157 to 1329 and encodes 390 amino acids. The record is from RefSeq and is a predicted model, not a curated record. Lineage: Eukaryota; Fungi; Ascomycota; Dothideomycetes; Eremomycetales; Eremomycetaceae.
GUGGCGAUUAAUGAAUCACAUCAACAUACAUCCAAGAUUUCUCUUCCCUACAACUUCAUACUCUCUACCCCUGGUCAAUAUCUUGAUCCACGAUUGCGAUCAACCUCUCCGUCCUUCAAACCACGAAUACCCUUCAGACCAACCGUUUUGCAGAUAAUGGCUCUCGUGGCAUACGGCUCCGAUUCCGAUGUCUCCGACAGCGAGACUGCCGCCCCUACGCCUUCUUCCAUAAAACCCACCCCAGAACCGAAAACCUCGAAACCGUCGACCAAACCAUCGUUCAAGAAAGUCGUCGACCGAUCCAACCCUCACAAGAUCCGCGUGGACCUCCCGAGUCUGUCCCAGGCACCGGACGAGGAUACGCCAGAGGAUGGACCACCUUCCAAGAAGCCGCGCAUUGGUGAUUCAGGAAUGGGGUUUAACUCCUUCCUUCCUGCGCCAAAGAACCGGGCAAAGCCAUUAGGUCGGGGAGUCAGUCUAAAAACGGGUGCCGAGCCGGCAUUUAGUAGAGAAUCUACAAUGUCUCAACUACCGAGUCGAUCGGACGGUACCAUCCCUACAGCUGCGCAUUCGGACAGCCAGCAAGUUGGUUCGACGACAUCCGAAGCAACGGCCUCGGAGGCGUCGAAAGAGGUGAAGUUGGUUGGUAAAGCCACGAUGUUCAGACCGUUGUCGGUUGCAAACAAAAAGAAGCAGAAGGCAAAAGCGACGACCGUGGCUCAGGCUCGUCGAGCUGCUACAAACAUACAGACGGCUCCUACGGGACGCGAGCCAGGCACGGGUGCAGUGCAGGAGACCAAGCCAAAGAAGGUGUCAUUAUUCUCCUUCGCUAGCGAGGAAGCUGAGUCCAGCCACGUGCCAGACCCAGUGCAGGAUGCUGGCUAUACUCCCCUAUUAUACACGGAGAGUCGACCAGAUGGCACAGUAGCCGAGGAGGUGCCCGAGGACCUCCACAAUGGAUCCACGACACACCAGCAAGCGAAUGCUCCAGAAGGCGGCCCGCAGUCUCUCAACCAAAUCGCCUCCGACCUCAACCUCUCUGAAUCCGCGCGCCGACAGCUCUUCGGCCGUCAGAAAGGCAAACCGGGCAGCUCCGCGGCGGCGGCGAGCGUGCUCAACUUCAACACGGACCAGGAGUACGCGGCCAACGAGGUGCUGCGAGCGGCGGGCGAGACGGUGCAGCACAAUCCGGUCAAGGCGAUCGCUCCGGGCAAGCACUCGCUGAAGCAGCUGGUGAACGCGGCGAGUAGCCAGCGGGAGGCGUUGGAGGAGUCGUUUGCGACGAAUAAGAGGAAUAAGCGGGAGGCGGGGGGGAGGUAUGGAUGGUAGAUUGUCUCGGGCAUCUGCUGAAGAGAUACAUGAUGAUAUUAUAGAGUUGAUCCCAUCCCGUACUUGCUAAUUCAACGCAUAUCUGCCCACGAAUUCUCAAUAGGAAUCCUCAGCAACCUCUUGCAUCGCAGUCCCACCCGCAUUUGUGUUAUAGAUGUAUCCUCCGAACAUA